Molecule: messenger RNA, 1487 nt
Organism: Helicoverpa armigera (cotton bollworm)
Lineage: Eukaryota; Metazoa; Arthropoda; Insecta; Lepidoptera; Noctuidae
Exons: 9
Source: RefSeq, a predicted model, not a curated record
AAAACUGAAUAUAACAAAUUCAACGUUAACUCCACAUCGUAAUUACUUUUGAGUUUUUAAAAAGUCAAAUCCGCUUGUCUUCUAGAUGAGUCAUAACAUGAGCCGAUAACGAGAUAUUAUAUUUCAUUGAAAUUAAUUCGUUACAAUGCCACCAUAGAUGAGUAUAUUCACGGGGCAAAAGAGGCCAUAUAAAAAUUAUCGAACAAAAAGGUCGCAUACCUCUUCAUCUGCCAGCCAGAAAACCUCACAACAAAAAAAAAAUAUCAAAACCUAUCAAAGUGACGCAGGCUGAAUUUCGCACCUUUUUUUACAAUGCAACAAUAUCUUUAGCAAGAAAUUACUCCCAAUGGAUCAGAACGUGGUGGAUUGUGAACUAGCGGAGCGCGACACAGGGCUGUGCGUCUGCAAGGGGGGACCCACGCUUGAGAUCCUCAAGGACAUACAGCGGCUCUACGAGGAGAAGAUGGAACACAUCGAGAAGGCUUCGGGCCCUACCAAGCUACAGAUGCAAGUGGAGGUGCUUCGCGCGUGGGUGGGGGACCUGGUGGGACAGAACACGUUGCUGGCGCGUGCUGUCGAGGAGCUAGAGACAGAGGCCACCACUAAGUUGUUGGUCGAACGCCGCAGGAACAGCGAGAGAAGUUCGAAGAACAUAGUAUGCGGAAAAGUAUCGGAACUGAAAUUAUUAAACGAGGCCUUACAAAAGGAAAACAUUGCAAAAGACAGAGAAAUAAGACAGUUGAACAAAGACGCCCAGACAUAUGAACAGACGAUCAUGAACCUCAGGAAGGAGAUGUCCAGCUGCAAGUAUCAUACGCCUGAGGUGGCCAAGAAAGAUGCAGAGGUGAUGGCAGGCAUGUGUUGCACGGGGAGAGAGUGUGGCGAAUGGGAGCCCGUCAAGGAUUUCAGCGAGCUGCUGCGCGACGAGACGCUCAAGUAUCAGGAACGAGUUCAGAAGAUGGAGAGCAACCUCAAGUCGAGUGGCGACAGCAUCCGCGCUCUGCGCAAGGUGAACGUGAACCUGUCGGAGGAGAUGCACUCGAUGCGGCGCGUGCGCAGCGCUCGACGAGCAGUGCCGCGCCGCCAACAUGCGCGCGCAGUUCAAGGACGAGAUCAUUCGCGAGAUGCGGCGCCAGCUCAAGCAGGCCAAGGCGAAGACCGGUACAGCAUCAGCAAUAUUCCACAGCUAAAAGACACAACGGAGAUCACAAGCCUCAAGUCCAAGGACUACGUAAGUGGCGACGGCGAGUGCCCGCACGCGUCGGCCGUGUCGUACGACUCGCCUCUACCAGUUCCGGCUGUUCCUGUAAGGGUCUCCCAGGAGCUCCUCGCUAAGGAGACCAAGGAAUGUAAACGAGACCGAGACUCCAAGAAGAAGGCUGUGCUGCGGUGCGUUCGGAUACUGUCCGAGAUACGCCAGAUUCAACAUGUGUUGAACAGUUGUAUUUCAAUGAAGGAGCUAGGAACAGUGGUGCCUCUAGUCCUAG